AACUUCUUUCUUUCCCUCCAACUUGCAAUCUAGGGGCUGUUUUACAACUGGAAACCAAGGCAUCACAAUGUAGCUGCUUCCUGUUUUUCAUUACCUUACCCUCAGCCACCAGCCAGCCCUUCCUUCCCUAGGGCUUAGCAGGAAGCAUACCAGCCUAAACAGGAAUUACUUGCAGCAUAUAAUAGCCUUACGGAUAAACACCUGGCUGGAUAUUUUAACAAUACAAGAAUAAGGCGGCAUCUCUUAAGAUCAGGGCUGAUCACAAGAAGUGGAAGAAUACUUUCUGAAAAGGAAUACAAACUAAAUAUCAUGAGGAGGGAUCACCAGAAAUAUAUCCGGGAGUGCUUGGCCCAGGCGAUUUUCCAUAAGGUUCUUGAUCUGGAGCGUUACCAUCAGCUUGAAAUUAAGAAGAAGCUGGAGACCUUAGCUAGGAAGGAGCGAAUGCAGAGAUUUAAGGGAGAGCACAUGAGAUGGACUAUAGAGAAUAACAGGCCAGUCCUGUCUCCCCGCCCCCCAGUUGGCCCAAAGACUAACCAAGGCCAUAGUGUUCUGGUUGAUGGAGGACAUUGUGGCCCAGUAACACCGCUUGGUUACAGAUCCUCUAAAUUUGACUCCCGACCUCCAGGUGCCACCGAGAUGAAGACAACUCCUCGACCAUACACUGCCCCGGGAAAUAUGCAGCCUCCAAUUCGAUUACAACCUCUUCCCAGUAAUAUUGCAGUAGGAACUGUUCCAAAGAUAACUUCGGGGUCCAGAUCAAAAACCUCACUGCUGGAAAAUGAAGCUCCGUUUCCCAUUGGGGGCAAGAAGGCAGUGAUGAAGUUCAGGAGCGCUGUGGACAAUUCCCAGGGAAUGCAUCGAUAUCAACCUCCGAACAUUAACAGUUACAUGAUGCCUAUUCCGCCUCCUCCUCCUGCCCCCAGUGGAAGACUCGCAAGGGAAAACAGACCUGAAACGUGGAGAAGGAGAAGAUUCCGUCCAACCACUGCUCCAAAUGGCUUAGAACCUCUCUUUACCAGGGAUUCAAGAAGGAUUCAUAAAACACCACUGCAUAGUAAUGCAGCUAUUACAAUGAUCUAUUUGGGGAAAAAUGUGCACCUAGCUUAUGAUCACUCAGACUUCCGUGAUGAAAUAAAAGUUUAUCAGCAGCACUGUGGUGGGGAAAACCUGUGCGUCUACAAAGGCAAGCUACUUGAAAAAGAGACCUUCCAGUUUAUUUCCAAAAGGCACCACGGUUUCCCCUUCAGUCUCACCUUUUUCCUGAAUGGGAUACAGGUGAACAGGUUAAGUUCCUGCUGUGAAUAUAAGCAUCGAAAAGGUUCCAGACUUGGAGGCAAACGAGGCUACUUUGGGUUUGUGUGUGUCGAGAGAUCGUCUCCUUGCUACAAGUGCAUUAUUGCAAUGGGCCUUGACAAGAAAACAACCUCACCAAAACCGAGGAAAGAGAAGAGUAUUGAGAGAAGAGAGGAACCGAAGAAAGGUGAAGGGAAACUGAGGAAGGAGAGAGAGUACCUGAUACCAAGAAGGAAAGAGACGGAAGGGAGCAAAGCCUCUGCUUCCGUCAUUUUUUCAGCUCAAGAACUAAACAUGGGGGUCGACGAAGUGAGAACCGCUGUGGAAGAAAUGGAACGGAAAGGGGAACAAGGGCAAGAUGCUUGGGAAGAAGACCGAGAAAACAUACUUAAAUACGAAUAUGAAGAAGAUUUCGAAGUUGAGGAGAAACGAGAUGAGACAGCUAAUGAAGGCGGACAGGCGGACGGUCGAACGAGUGGAAUGUCAGAGCCACCCUCAGAUGAUGAAACGGGUCUCUUAGACCCUGAGAAGGAGAGCGAAACCUCGUCGCCGAAGGCACCAGAUGCUGACGACAACGUGAAAGAUGAAGAUAUAAAAACUACUUCAUCGCCCUCAUCCAGAAGUCACACGUAUUCUAGUUGCAGUGAAGAUGAAUCUUCGGUGGGGGACAGGGAAGACCAUGCCCGAAACAGUCCAAAUGAAAGUGCCAGAAGCUUGUCCUCUCAGGAGUUGAGUGAAAAUGAUGAGCUGGAGAAAUUCCACCUUCCAACUGAGGAUUCCCUAGAAACUGAAACUGAAGAGCAAGAAAUCAUAAAAGCAGAGGUGGAGACCAAGCCUCUGCCAAUACAGGAGAACUUGAAGAGUGGUCUUGAAGAAGAAACGGAGAAAGGAACCCAGGUGAUUGCAGAAGGCUUAUCUGAGAAGUCCAGGGAUCGUGUUUCCAAGGAAGAAAAGGAGAAGGAGAGGAGUAAACUUUGGGAAGGAAGCACUGCUAAGGUGAAGGGCAAAGAGGCGGGUCCCCGCAGGGUGGAUAAAGGCGUUGGACGGGUAACGACGGCCGAAGCUGUGGAGCCUGACCACCCCUGCCGCUAUGACUCUGAGUCUGGUGUGAGCAGUGCAGACGAAGGAGAGACGCGCUCAGGGAAGCUGGAGGCUGGCACAGGUGCAGCACCAAAUAGGAAUUUAGUGGUGGAGGAAAGGGCGGCAUUCAGCUCAAACAAGGAAUCCAAGCAAGUUGUGUCACAGGCGUGUACACUGGAGAAGAAGGAAGCGGUGGAGGAAGAUGAAGUUCCCCAACCCAGGGAUGCUGACCCAGAAGAAAUAGGGGACAUGGUGCAGUGGGAGAAAGCAGGGGCUAGUGAGAGUCCCCUGGGGCAGUGGAAGCCAACAGCAGAGCUGCCAGGAUUAGUAGAACAGUUUAUAGAGGAAAGAGAGAUCCCUGAGGGCAGGGCAGGUGGGGCUGAGGCGGAAGCAGAGGGGCAUGGAAGGCUGGAUAAAGAGGGGUUAAGCCCCAGAGGGCGAGAAGCAGCAAGAGGCUCUGGAGGCCUGGAGCAAGGGGCGGCCCCUGAGGAGCAGGCGUGGAGGCAGACAGCGCUGGAGACGGAGAAGGCAGCUUCUGAAGGGGAGCAGGUUUGGGGGAAGGCCGUGCUCACAAGCGAGGCAGCAGCAAUGACCUUAGAGCCUGUCCAGGAGGCAGCAGCCCCCAGAGAGGCAGCAAGGCCGGAGAAAGAGGAGUCUGAGAGAGGGGAGGCUGUGAGUGAGGCCGGGUCUGAAAAGCCAGGUGUGGAGGACAGCGAAGAGGAAGUGUCCACAGACCUAGAGGACGUGGGACCCGUGGAAGACGCUGCAUCCGAGAGAGAGGAUGGUUUAGAAGAGGCAGUACUCAGGGGGGAGGCACCAGCCAGAGAGAGGAAGGCCGUUAGGGGCACGGGAGCACCUGGGAGCUCCUGGACCUGCGGGAAAGCCCAGGCAACUCGGAUGGGCGUUUCGGAGCACAGCCUGGAAGAACUUCGUAAGGAUGAUGUGGGAAGGGAGGAGGCUCGGCCCGCGGCAGAAUCUAGCAAGGAGGAUGACGGGGAAGACCUGUUACCCGAGGAAUUAGACGUAGCAGGGGAGAGGAGGAAAGCUGAGAGGCCGAAAACGCCGCGGGGGAGAGUGGAACCUGAGAGAGAAGAGGUGACCUGGGCCCGGGAGCUUCAGGAUGGAGGCACUUUAGAAGGAGAGCAAAAGUUGAAAGGGAAAGAAGGGGGACCCGCGAAGGAAGCAGGACCCGAGGAGGCGACGCAGCCCCCCCGGGAUGGAGUAGGAUGUCACCCUGCGGAUGAAGCAGCCCCCGGGGCACCUGAACGAACGGAAGACACACGGCCCCAAGGUGAAGAGCCACUGGGAGGGAGAGAGGCGACCAUGUUUGAAGCAGCCCCUGGAUGUGAAAACGUCAUGGUUCUGAGGAAAGAGGGAGAAGGGGACAGACUGGGAGGAGCCCCAGGCGCAGAGCGCAGAGGCAGAGCAGAGCCGCUCUCCGGGGAGAACGAGGCCCCCGCACAGCGGGACGGGGGGCCGGGCCCGGAAGCGGGGGGCGCCCUCGGAGCCCCCGGAAGCCCGCCCGCAGGGGAGGCGCGGGCGCCUCCGGCCGCGCUCACGGCUGCAGACCAGGCCCGGGGGUGUGCGGCCGAAGGUGCAGACGGCCUGGCGGGCCGGGAGGGGACGGAUGAAGAAGGGCCUUCGCAGGGGCCAGGCGGAGUGGCGGUCACAGCGAGGACCCAAGAUGUGCUCCAGGGAGAUACCACGAUGGCAGACACGUUGAGUGAAGAAGUGACGGAUGCGCAUCUCGGGGAGGAGGCGGAUAAAGAGUGCCCUCUGGGGACAGGGGUGAUGAAGGACGGGGACGCAGAGCGCGCCGGGAGCUUGCGAGCAGCAGUUGUGGCUGAGGAAGGUCUCGGAGCAGGAGGAGUGGCAGAAACGGUCGCAGAGAGGGAGGCGCUGGCAGAUUCCACGACAGCCGAGGGCAAAACAGAAGCAAGUACAGCCUCCUUUUCAGAUGUUGCUGGGGAAGAAACUUGGCACAAAGUGGGUGAGUUGCUAGGAAAAACGGCAGCUGCAGGGAAGGCGGCUGCAGAGGAAGCAGCGCUGGGCAGGGAGCAGGCGCCAGCGGUGGAGGAGGUGACAGGGACUUGGGCUCCGGAGGCUGAGGUCGAGGCUCCAGGGGAGCCUUCAGACCUGGAAGAAAAGACCCCACAGCCUUGGCCGGAUCAAGAGGGAGGGGAGGCUGAAAGCACACAGGGGGCAGAGUCGCUGGGAGAGGAGGCAGGGAAGGGGAGCCGUGCUGGCGGGCAGGAGAGGGGUGCAGCUGAAGAAUUCAGACUAGGAUUAUCCCAAGACAGCAGGGCAGAGCCCGGGAGAGAGAGUCGGCAGGACAUGGAAACACACCCUGCAAAGCCCGAUUGUCCAGGAACCCAAGAGAAGCAAAGAGAAAGUGAGAACCCAGAUGUUUCCCUGAACGACAACAGGAAGGCCUAAGAGACCUUGGCUGAUGGAUAUUUUCAAGAUGUCUUCUGGAAGACUUAAAGAGCAGAGAAGGAUUCACCUGAGCAUGAGCAUCUCUCCUGGACUUUAGAUUUUAAUCUUAGGGAAAAAAAAACCCCUGUGCUUGUCUAGGCCGUUUCCCAAUCUGCCAGUGCUGGUCUGCAGCACAGUGAGCCCCUUGAGAAGAUUUGUGCAGACCCUCAUUGGGGCACAGGCUCCUAAGGAAGCACUGCGAGGCUGCUACGUAUUCAGCAUAGUUAACAUGUCUGUGUUCAAAUCAAAUUGAUAGUUUUCAAAUGUUUGACUUUUACCAAAGAGUACCUGAAAGGCUCAGUCCUGACAUCUAGGGUUUGUUUAAAUUCCUUUUUAUUUAUAAUCAUAUAUUAGUCCCAGUUUCAUUCAUGAGAGUUUUAUUUAAAAAUCUGUAGUUUUGUCUGUGAAAAGUCCUUCUACAUACUAAAGAUUGCUCCAGACCUGUGAGUCUUUCCAGAAAAGGAUUCCAUGGCAUGUCUACUCACUUACAGUUAGAAAUAGUCAUUCUUUCUGUCUGUGCCAGAUGACUAAUUCUAAGUGUUAAUCUUUUGUCUUUGUGUGUUUCCAUAGUCUUGCCUUCUGAGGUAGACUGGUAAAUGUUUGUGGCACUUCACCCCUGGGCACCUUAUUUAUGCGGCCACUCAAACUUAAAUCAACAUAGUCAAUAAUUCAGCUGAGUAAAAUGAGUAACAGUCAUUAUAGCAGGUAAACAUUGCACAUCAGCCCAGAUGCCAACAUUCUAGACUCUAGGCUCUUUGGCUGAUGUCAUUCAAUGGAAAAGAAACUUGGAUUAAGUUAGCAUGCUACUCACCUUCCCGAGUUCUGUUAUUUCAAACCUGUAAAUUAACCUUGCAUUGCGUUGCAAAACAACAGUCACAAUCAUUUUCCAAAUCACCCCCUCCCCCGUAUCACCAGGAGUAGUUGUGCAUCAGUGCGCCUGUGGGAUUUUGAUUUCCUUGUGACAUCAUUGUUCCUAUACCAGUACCCGAAGGGCACGUCUAUUUGGCCAUCUUUUCUUCACGUGAGGAAGUGAAAGAAGAUAUUCUAAAGCAGUGAUUCUCCAGUCACACUACACAUUAGCCUUUCAUGGGGCACUUUAAUGAUUGAUUCAACCCCUGGCCCCACCCCAGGAAUUUGGAUCUGAUUAGUUUUAGAUGGGUGUAAGCCAUCAGUUUUUGUUUUGUUUUGUUUUUUCAUUCUUCAGUUGAUUCUACUGUGCAGCCAAAAUUGAGAACCGCUGCCCUGAUCAUUAAUACCAUCCAUGCUGGCUGCCGUAUGUCCCUAGGGACUCUGUAUUAGCUAUAUAGGCCUGUUUCAUUUUAAUAAAUAAAGGAGUCAUUCAACGAUUGAAGCUAUAAUGGACCAGUGGUUCUCAAAAUGUGGUCCCUUGAUUAGAAUAUCAGCAUCAUCUAGCACUUGUCCAAAUACAAAUUCCUGCCCUCAUCCCGUACCUAUUAAAUUAGAAACCCUGUGCGUGGGGCCUAGCAAUUGGUGAUUUAACAAGCCCUCUGGGUAAUGCUGAUGUACACUAUGGUCUGAAAACUGCUGUCACGGACUAUUGAUUAUUUUGAGGAUUAGUCUCAGCAGAAAAUGGAUUGCAGAAGUGUACACUUUCUGUCUCUCUCCAUCCGUCUCUUUGUCUCUCUUUUUCAUUUUUCUCUGAGAGGUGGUACUCACUAUAAAAGUGAUGACCUCAACUUUAAACUCAUUUUCAUCGUGACAGUAAUGACGUAUGUAUGAAUUCCUUCAGCCCCAACCCCUGCUGAGGACGAGCAUCACUCACGGCACAUCACAGAGCUCUGUUAUCUGUCUUCUGUUUUAUGAGUGGAUUUCAUCUACAUUAGAUCCAACUUCAUUUAUUACUGAGCUGCAUUAAUGGAGUUCUACAGUAUUUUUUCGCUGAUCUCAACCUCAUUGCUACAAUGCACUUUGAAUACAUAGCACCUUACGGGAAAGAUUGUAAACUUAUUAAUUCUAUUGAAGAAUGAGUUUUGUACAAUGUGUUAAAUGGAAAUUGCAUUGGAUUAUUCUUAUAUUUAACAUAUUCUAUCAAAACAUUCUGUAAAAUAAUUCUACAAUCUGCAUGCGAGUUUAUGUGAAAUUCAGUGUUGUGAUAUUUUCGUGAAGUGAAUUCUUUCUCUGCAAAUACUAUGUUGAUGAAACUA
This is a messenger RNA of Camelus dromedarius (Arabian camel), 7013 nucleotides long. It is a transcript of the gene ERICH3, whose product is annotated as glutamate rich 3. Bases 310 to 4809 code for a protein of 1499 amino acids. NCBI's taxonomy places the organism in Eukaryota, Metazoa, Chordata, Mammalia, Artiodactyla, Camelidae. The transcript has 16 exons. The record is from RefSeq and is a predicted model, not a curated record.